Punica granatum (pomegranate) is the source of this 2307-nucleotide messenger RNA. NCBI's taxonomy places the organism in Eukaryota, Viridiplantae, Streptophyta, Magnoliopsida, Myrtales, Lythraceae. The record is from RefSeq and is a predicted model, not a curated record.
CUGGACAUAUAUAGACAAAGUCACAAAAACAAAUAUAUACAUACGUGUAUAUAAGAUAACGUUAACCCAAGGGAAAACUUCCAGAAAAAAUAGAAGAGCCCUCUUAUCCUCUCAUGUCUUUUUUCCUUCUUCCUUCUUCCUCUUCCCCAUCCCUUCAUCAUUUUCAUUUAUAGCCCAUCACCUCAAAGAAUCUCUCUCCCUCCCUCUCCUUCUCUUUCUGUGUCUCUCUCGCCCCUACGGAAACCCUAACCACAUCCCCAUUUGUACUUAGAGAAAGCUCAGGUAGGGGUUAGUUAUUAGAUUCAAUACACACCCAUAUAGAUAUAUAUACAUAGAGGUGUAAAUAUAGGUUGGGUGAUGCUAGGCUCGUUCAGCAACAACUCGGCCUCGCGCGGUCGUGAGGGCCGCGAUGAGGAGACUGCCGGACCCUCCUCGUCCCCAUCCUCGGCGUUGGAUCUGGGCCGCCCUUAUCACCAAUACGACCUCUACUCGCAGCCCCCAUCCCCGGUGCUCCACACAAGGCAGCUGCUCCUGACGUGCGCCCAGUUCAUAUCGCAAUCCAACUUCUCAUCUGCCCAUCACGUCCUCUCGGUCCUAUCCGCCAAGUACUACUCCCCCUAUGGCGAUUCCUCCGAGCGGCUUGCAUACCACUUCUCCCGUGCCCUCUCGCUCCGGCUCGGCCGUCACCUCGGCCCUUCUCCUGCCUCAGCUGCAGCUGCCUGCUCCAGAGACCCCAGGGAGCUCCAGUCGUGCUACCUGUCGCUCAACCAGGUCACGCCCUUCGUCCGGUUCAGCCACCUGACGGCGAACCAGGCGAUCCUGGACGCGAUCAAUGGCGGGGGUCAACAGUCUGUCCACAUAGUUGACUUCGACAUCAUGCACGGGGUCCAGUGGCCACCACUCAUGCAAGCCCUAGCGAGCCGAGCCCCUCCGCCGAGCAUACGCAUCACCGGGGCCGGUCCUGAUCCGGAAUCCUUGAACCGGACUGGCGACCGCCUCUCCAUGUUCGCGCACUCACUAGGUCUCCCUUUCCACUUCCACGCUCUCCAUCUCACUGAUGACAAUGACAUGGGCCCGUUGAUGAUCGCGGUGCAUCCCGAUGAGAUCGUGGCUGUCAAUCUUGUGAAUUAUCUCCACCGCUUGAUACGAUCUGACCGCGAGGCUCGGGAGCUGCGGACAUUCCUUCAUCAGAUCCGAGGCUUGAACCCUAGGAUCGUGACGGUGGCAGAGCGAGAGGCCAGCCACAACCACCCCUCAUUCCUUCGCCGAUUCAUGGAGGCACUCGACCACUAUUCUGCAGUCUUCGACUCCCUCGAGGCCACACUGCCGCCCAACAGCCGGGAGCGGCUCGCAGUGGAGACUGUCUGGUUCGGACGGGAGAUUGCGGACAUCGUGGCAGCCGAGGGCGAGGGCCGCCGGGAACGGCACGAGCGGUUUGAGUCGUGGGAGAUCCUCCUCCGUGGCUCGGGAUUCAGAAACGUGCCAUUGAGCCCCUUCGCGCUCUCGCAGGCUAAGCUACUCCUGAGGCUCCAUUACCCUUCCGAAGGUUACCAGCUUCAGAUCACAAACAAUUCAGUGUUCCUGGGAUGGCAAAAUCGACCCCUCUUCUCAGUUUCUUCUUGGCGCUAAUUAUUACUCGCGCAUCGUUCCCUCAUUGACCCUAGGUUUAGGUUUGCUUGAUUAAAUAGGAUCCUUCCAGAGUUUUGCAUACAUCUAUGAGCAUAUAAACUCGUAACCGCAUGUGAUCUCUCUUAUUUAUGACGCGGUUUUGUCCUUGAAAAUGCGCCAAAUGUAAGGCUAGAGAGAACCCUAAUUAGUCUAGGUUUAUCAGUAGAAGUCCUAACCCCUCGUAGUUUAAGCCUAGCUGGGCUAGCUGUAUAAUGGGUGCGUGCGUGGAGAUUUAUGGCGAAGAAAUUUACAAGCUCCAACAAAAGCUCGGCGUAAGAAGCUUCACAAGCUCCAUCAAGGAUCACUGAGGGCGUCAAGGUGACAAUCUCCAUCUCUGCGGGCUCGUCAUCUCGAUCUCUCGGUUGCUUUAUUUCUCAAAGAGAACUUGGAUUAGAAGCCGUUUUCAUUCUUAGAGAUUUCUAUUGCUUAUGUUUAAUUUGUGGUUGUAUUUAUAAUUGGCCCUUUCUGAUAUGUUCUCCUCCCCUGAUCUGUCCCUCUCUAUGAUGAUGACAUAAUAUAUGUGUUUUGUGAUUGAUUCCUUCCCUAGCCUUUUUGUAAGGGCUAUUACACUUAAUGGGAUCGAUGUGGAGCAUCUAAAUAUAAUUUCUUAAUGCAAUUAGUCCCUAUUAAAGGUGAAAA